AUGCUGUUGACCCCUGACUGCACACCAUCUUACAGCUCCAACUUCCUCAUGAAGUUUGCAAAUGACACGACUGUGGUGGGUCUCAUUAGCAAUAGAGGUGCGACUAAGUACAAGAGUGAGGUGAGCCACCUGCCCAGAUGGUGGUGCACAGAGAACAAUCUUUCUUUAAAGGCGGAAAAGAUGAACAAGAUUUUUGUGGAUAACAGGAGAGCACACACCCAGCAUUCUCCUCUGACCAUCAAUGGUGCGACUGUGGAGAGGGAUAUCUACAGCACCCACCUCAGACGCAAAGAUCUCAGCAUCGCCGUGACUUUACCUAUUCACCUCUUCUUCUUCAGUCUGCUGCCAUCAGGGACAAUGGAGUCUCCACUCCAGCAUGUAUUUCUCUACACAGGUGUUCUCACUCAGGACAGUGGAUGGGGUGUGAAUUAUACGGUUAAGUCGAUCUGUGCUGUGAGAGGAUUCAGUGUCUCCAUUCCCUGUAAUUAUUAUUAUCCAACAUCAAAUCCCAACAUUCAGGUGACACAAAGGAUUUGGUGCUCAAAUGAUGCAAACACAAAAGGGUGUCCAGGCCCUCUGUAUGUUUAUAACAGCUCAUUAAACACCACGUCAGACUUUGAGUACGUUGGAGACGACAAAUCAAACUGUACUUUGUUAAUCCACAAUGUACAGUUCAGUUAUUCUGGAGUGUACAGAUUCAAAUUUAUAACUAAUAAGACCGGUGGCAAGUGGGUAGGUGAACCUGGAGCGACUCUACAAACUGCAGAUUUAAAGGUGUCACUAAUCAGGCUCAGUGGAAACGGAACCCUUAAACAAGGAGACUCGUUAAAUCUGACGUGUGAUGUGACCUGCACACACAGUUCCUCACAGUUUGUGUGGUCUAAGAACAACGAACAGUUAAAUCCAUCAGGACCCGUUCUUCACUUUCCUGCUCUAAUCGUGAGGGAUUCUGGGAAUUACACCUGCACUUGGAAAACCAAGGAGACGUCAGGAUCUAAAACCAUCAGCCUUCAGGUCGAGGAUGUUUUCUGUUCACCAGGUGAAAAUCCUGAUGCUCGGUCAGUCUGGAUGAUUGUUUUAGUGACAGCUGGAGUUAUGUUCAUGGUGUUCUCUAUCCCAGCUGUGAUUUACAACAGGAGACGUGUCCACACUGAGCAGCUGAAGGAGGAUGAUUCAGACAUCUACACCACAGUACAGUACAAUACAUUCACCAUGAACUGA
Molecule: messenger RNA, 1221 nt
Organism: Clarias gariepinus (North African catfish)
Lineage: Eukaryota; Metazoa; Chordata; Actinopteri; Siluriformes; Clariidae
Exons: 6
Coding region: 1-1221 (406 amino acids)
Source: RefSeq, a predicted model, not a curated record